AUGUCCCAAGAAGAGGACGAGUAUUUCCUCCCACUGCAAGACCAACAGGUAUUCGGAGCCGGUAUCAGACGAAAGCGAGUCGCGUUCGUGCGUGCUGAGUCUGAGCCAUCACCUGCAUCACAGGCAACUCCCGAGUCCAGUGUCGCGGACAGGUAUCUAGCUAUUGUCCAACCACCGAAUCCAGAUACAGAAAACCCACAAAAGCAGUCAGACGACGUUCAAGAAGAUAGCACAGCCUCUGGGGAGGUCAUGUGCACAGUUUGCAAUCUGCCCAUCACCCCAUCAACAUCAAGCGUUCCCACCCAACCUCACGAAUCAUCAUUAGCGCACCAAGUCUGCCUAUCCCACUCUCACCCGCCUUCUCAUCUCGACCGCGAUCACGUGGGACUGAAGUACCUUUCUUCGUAUGGCUGGGAUCCGGAUGCUCGCCUCGGACUAGGUGCAAGUGGGACUGGGAUCCGGGCUCCCGUCAAAAGCAAGGUUAAGAAUGACACUGUCGGAUUAGGUGUCAAAGACAGUGAUCACGUCCGGGUCAAAAAGCAGGCCAAAAAUAUGGUGCGAUUGAACGCGAAGCAGAUGAGGCUGCGAGAAGCUGCAGAAAAGAAGAGGGAGUUGCAGUUGAGGGAUGCGUUUUAUGGAAAAGACCUGGAGGCUUACCUUGGGCCAGGUGGAUGA
This is a messenger RNA of Endocarpon pusillum Z07020, 675 nucleotides long. RefSeq lists its product as uncharacterized. The transcript has a single exon. NCBI's taxonomy places the organism in Eukaryota, Fungi, Ascomycota, Eurotiomycetes, Verrucariales, Verrucariaceae. Gene Ontology annotation, molecular function: nucleic acid binding. The record is from RefSeq and is a predicted model, not a curated record. Bases 1 to 675 code for a protein of 224 amino acids.